Messenger RNA from Gopherus flavomarginatus (Mexican gopher tortoise), 2685 nucleotides. RefSeq lists its product as uncharacterized. The record is from RefSeq and is a predicted model, not a curated record. NCBI's taxonomy places the organism in Eukaryota, Metazoa, Chordata, Testudines, Testudinidae. The coding region runs from base 361 to 1737 and encodes 458 amino acids. The transcript has 2 exons.
GAGAGAUUAUGUCAUACUCUAUCAAAAAAACUGAGGAACCACCUGAUCAGCAUCCUAUACAGCAAACAGGAAAACAUCAAAAAAGAGCUCUCCAACCUGGAGACUCUCAUUAAUAACCAAACUUCUAUACAAACGGACUUCACUAGAAUAAGACAGGAGAUCUACAUUACUCACUUCACCUCUCUUCAAAGGAAAAAGGACUGUAAGCUGUCUAAACUCCUACCUGCCACAUGGGGCCACAACAGUGGUACCCCUAACCCACCCAGCAAUAUCGUCAAUCUAUCCAACUACACACUCAGCCCAGAAGAAAAGUCUGUCCUAUCUCAGGGACUCUCUUUCUGCCCUGCCACCCCCACCAACAUGAUACAGUUCUGUGGCGAUCUGGAAGCCUACUUUCGCCGUCUCCGACUCAAAGAAUACUUCCAGGACAACACUGAACAGUGCACUGAUACACGGGUGCCCUCCCACCAACAGCACAAGAAAAAGAACUCCACAUGGACUCCUCCUGAGGAUCGAAAUGACAGCCUGGACCUAUACAUUGAAUGCUUCCGCCGGCGUGCACAAGCAGAAAUCGUGGAACAACAACAUCGCUUGCCUCACAACCUAAGUCGUGCAGAACGCAAUGCCAUCCACAGCCUCAGAAACCACCCUGACAUUAUCAUCAAAGAGGCUGAUAAAGGAGGUGCCGUUGUCAUCAUGAACAGGUCUGACUAUCAAAAGGAGGCAGCCAGACAACUCUCCAAUACCAAAUUCUACAGGCCACUUCCCUCAGAUCCCACUGAGGAAUACACUAAGAAACUACAGCAUCUACUCAGGACACUCCCUACACUAACACCAGAAGAAAUCAACAUACCCCUAGAGCCCCGACCAGGGUUAUUCUAUCUACUACCCAAGAUCCACAAACCCGGCAAUCCUGGACGCCCCAUCAUCUCGGGCAUUGGCACUCUCACUGAAGGACUGUCUGGAUAUAUGGACUCUCUACUCAGACCCUAUGCCACCAGCACUCCCAGCUAUCUCCGCGACACCACUGAUUUCCUGAGGAAACUACAAUGCAUUGGUGACCUCCCAGAAAACACCAUCCUAGCCACCAUGGAUGUAGAGGCUCUCUUCACAAACAUCCCACACACAGAUGGAAUACAAGCUGUCAGGAACACUAUCCCUGAUGAUGCCACAGCACAACUGGCUGCUGAGCUCUGUGCCUUUAUACUUACACACAACUAUUUCAAAUUUGAUGACAAUAUAUAUCUCCAGAUCAGUGGCACUGCUAUGGGCACCCGCAUGGCCCCACAAUAUGCCAAUAUCUUCAUGGCCGACCUGGAACAACGCUUCCUCAGUUCUCGUCCACUCACACCCCUUCUCUAUCUACGCUACAUUGAUGACAUCUUCAUCAUCUGGACCCAUGGGAAGGAGACUCUGGAAAAAUUCCACCAUGAUUUCAACAGCUUCCACCCCACCAUCAACCUCAGCCUGGAUCAAUCUACACGGGAGGUCCACUUUCUUGACACCACGGUGCAAAUAAGUGAUGGUCACAUUAACACCACCCUAUAUCGAAAACCCACCGACCGCUAUGCCUACCUUCAUGCCUCCAGCUUCCAUCCCGGGCACAUCACACGAUCCAUUGUCUACAGCCAAGCACUGAGGUACAACCGCAUCUGCUCUGACCCCUCAGACAGAGACCACACCUACAAAAUCUCCACCAAGCAUUCUCAAAACUACAAUACCCACACGAGGAAAUAAGGAAACAGAUCAACAGAGCCAGACGUGUACCCAGAAGCCUCCUACUGCAAGACAAACCCAAGAGAGAAACCAACAGGACUCCACUGGCCAUCACAUACAGCCCCCAGCUAAAACCCCUCCAACGCAUCAUCAAGGAUCUACAACCCAUCCUGGACAAUGAUCCCACACUUUCACAGGCCUGGGGUGGCAGGCCAAUCCUUGCCCACAGACAACCUGCCAACCUGAAACAUAUUCUCACCAGUAACUGCACACCACACCAUAAUAACUCUAGCUCAGGAACCAAUCCAUGCAACAAACCUCGAUGCCAACUCUGCCCACAUAUCUACACCAGCGACACCAUCACAGGACCUAACCAGAUCAGCCACACCAUCACUGGUUCAUUCACCUGCACAUCCACCAAUGUAAUAUACGCCAUCAUAUGCCAGCAAUGCCCCUCUGCUAUGUACAUCGGCCAAACUGGACAGUCUCUACAGAAAAGGAUAAAUGGACACAAAUCAGACAUUAGGAAUGGCAAUAUACAAAAACCUGUAGGAGAGCACUUCAACCUCCCUGGCCACACUAUAGCAGACCUUAAGGUGGCCAUCCUGCAGCAAAAAAACUUCAGGACCAGACUUCAAAGAGAAACUGCUGAGCUUCAGUUCAUCUGCAAAUUUGACACCAUCAGCUCAGGACUGAACAAAGACUGUGAAUGGCUUGCCAAUUACAGAACCAGUUUCUCCUCUCUUGGUUUUCACACCUCAACUGCUAGAACAGGGCCUCAUCCUCCCUGAUUGAACUGACCUCGUUAUCUCUAGCUUGCUUGCUAGCACACAUAUAUAUACCUGCCCCUGGAUAUUUCCAUUACAUGCAUCUGAGGAAGUGGGUAUUCACCCACGAAAGCUCAUGCUCCAAAACGUCUGUUAGUCUAUAAGAUGCCACAGGAUUCUUUGCUGCUUUUACAGAUCCAGA